AUGAAGAAUAAUUACUUUGAUAAUAAUUCCCAUAAAUAAUAAUAGUAGCAAUUCAUUUCUACUCCUUGUAAGAAUGAUAAAUUUGAUUUAUCUGAUGACCAAAUUCUUAAUUCUAAUAGAAAGAUCGAUGAUCCAUUCCAUUCUUACUGCUAGAAUAAUCUUUCUCCUAUCAAUAACUUUCAAUUUAUGGCUAAAACUCAUUUCAUGGCAUCACCUAUAUAGCAAAAUAACAAGAGCUAUAAAAAUAUGAAGAAUGUUUUUAGUCCUGCUCCUGUUUCUCAUAAUGCUUAAUAUGGUAAAUACCCUCCUAUAGGAUAUAACCCAGUUCAUAUGAUUCCACCACCAAUUCACCAUCACGAAUAUGGUCAUUUACAAAAAGAUGAAUUUGACUCAGAUUAUCAUUAGCACUACCCACAUGGCCAUAAAGCAGCGACUACCCCUGUCAUAAGUAAGCAAUAACCUAUUAUAUUGCUUAACGGAAAACCUGCUAACUACCCAUCUAGCAAGCUUUCUCAUUUUGCCAACCAACCAUUAAACGAAAACCACAGUAACUACUAUGUCUACUAGUCUCCUGUAUUUAAAAUGACUUUCAACAACAAAAACUAGUUCGAAAAAUUUAUUGAUUCAGAUUUUAAUAAAGUGUAUGUUGAUGAUUUCUAACUUUAAAGCUGUGGAACUAAAUAAGUAAUUCCUAAGCCAUAAGACUCUGAAAAUGAAAACCAUCAAAUAUCUUAUAAAAGAGUGAUUCAAUUUCAUGACGAAAAUGAUGAUGAGUGCUAAGAAGAAUAAAGAUAAGAUGAAAAAAACUAAAAGAAAAGUGGGCCUUCUAUAAUGAAUGCCAAAAAUCCAGUAAAAAAAGGAGAUGUUUAAAAUUCACAUAAGUCAUACAAUCUAUUUGAAGAAAAUAACAAUAUUCAAUAAAAUGCAGCCUUAUUUGAUUCUUAGAAUACAUAAAUGACUUUCAAUCCUUACAAAAAUAGUCAAAGUAGUUAAAUCAGCGACAAUGCUACUACAGUUAAGAAAAACACAGACUUGCAAAUUUAAUCUUCAGAUUUUAUUUAAACUGCAGAAAAACCUUAACAGUAGCAAAAGCGUAAACUCUUUGAGUCUCCUCAAAGGAAUGAUGAUAGAGAUUUACACACUCCUUCUACUAAAAAGAAGUCUAGUUAGCUUCUUACUGGAAAUAACUAAAUUACAUCAUAACUUAGCAAAAAGAAAGAGGAUAAAGUUGAAUAAAAGAAGCAAUCAAAAAAAGAUAAGCUUCUCUAGCUUGAAAAUGAAUAGAUUUAACUUUCCUCCAAAAAAGCUGAGAGCCAAAAUAUUGAGGAGGAGGAAGAAGAGGAAGAAAAUUUAAAAAAUCCUCCUAUUGAAAAAUCUACUGCUGAGAAGGAAGAUGAUCAUGAAAAUAUGCAUGAAGAUGAAGACCAUAUUGAAAAACAAUCUAAUUCUUCAGGGGACUCUAAUUUAGCUCCAUACACAGCUCAAAACUCUUCAAUAAAACCUGCUAAUCAUGCAGAAGAUAGAAAAAUUUGUUGUAACUGCAAAAGAACAAAAUGUUUAAAAUUAUAUUGUGAAUGCUUUGCUGCUUCAAGAAUGUGUGAAGGUUGUACUUGCUAAGGUUGCUUUAACAAACCUGAAUUCGAAGCAAUGAGAAAAGAGGCUAGGUAAGCUAUCCUUGAAAGAAAUAAUAGUGCUUUUGAUCCAAAGAUUGAUAGUUAAAGUAAACUCAAAUAAUUAUGCAAUGAAGAAGGAGUUGACAACGAAUAAAAGGUACACAGCAAAGGGUGUAACUGUAAAAAGAGUAACUGCCUAAAGAAAUAUUGUGAGUGUUAUUAGUUGGGAGUUAAGUGUACUAAACUUUGUAAGUGUGAUAAUUGCAGAAAUAAUAUUAACCAUCCUCAUUCUCAUGAAGAACCAGAUUCCAGAUUGAAUGCUACUCCUUCAGCUUCUAAUAUCUUAACAAGCACAGGAAAGGUUCCUUAAAAUCAUCGUUCCCAACCUAACUAAUUAAAUUUAGCAUAAAAUGAAUAUUCCUAAUAUAAUUAAUAUAAUUAUUACUAUGGUUAAGAAAAUUACUAACCUUACUACUACUAGUUACCUUACCCUUAUUACUACAAUGACUAUUAUAUGAUUAAUCAAGAAGAAUAAGGUGAAAAUUCUGCUGGUCCUCAUAUCCUUUCUCAUUACGAACACCCAUACUAAUAUGGAUAUGAUCAUUACAAUUUCCCAUAAGGUCCCCAUUAGUAAAAUGGUAAAAACAGCAAAAAAUAUCCUCCAUAAUAUCCACAAUCAGCAUACUAGUAUGAAUAACUAUCUAAUAGAAAGAGAGGAUUAAAGUAAGGUAACUACUACGAUGAAUAGUAAUACUACGAUAACUAUGGAUAUCCUUAUAUGCCUUAUCCUGAAAAGAAAAGAAAACAAGCUCCUGCUGAUGAAAAACUAUUGGAUGCUCAAAAUAUAGUUAAAGAAUCCAACGAUGAGCUUGGCGUAAAUAAAGAAAUUAGUGAUCAAUAGGUAUCAAAGCAAUUUAUUUCUCCAAGAUUUAAAGAAAAUUCCAUGAAUGAAAUUCAAGAAGAACAACAAGUUUAAAUUAAAAAGGAGGAAAUUUAAUUCAAAAAAGAUUAAAAGAUAUAGAAAAUUAAGCUUGAAUAUGACAGCUCUAUAAAACAAAAGCUGAAAAAAGAAGAAAUUGAAUAAGUCAAAACAAUUAAUGAAGCUAUUGAAGAAGAAAAUCUUGAAAAUGGAGAAUAAAUUGAGGAAAAUCAAAAUAGCAAAUCUUUGGAAGAAUAAGAUUUACAUUAACAAUAAAUUGAAAAUUUAUAGUAAAGUGAUGCUGAAGAGGAUAUAGAAAGUGAAGAAAUUCAAAAUACCAUAAACUAAAAGACUAAAAAGUAACCCGCUAAAAAAGAGGAUAAAAAAAGCAAAAAAAGUAAAAAGGAAAAUGUCUCCUUAAAUGUUGAAAUCACCAAAUCUCCCCAUAAUACAAGAAAAAACCAAAAUUCAAAGAUUUAAGAAGACAAACCAAAGCAAUAAGCCAGCCAAAAGUAGUCAGCAAAAAAAGCUGCAGUUCCUACUAGUUCCAACAAGAAAAAAGAUAAAAAAAGUAUUUAAAAAGAAGAAGUUGAAGAAAAGCAACUCCCCUCUUCUAAUUCAAAAAGAUCUAAUUCAAAAAAACAAAAAAAUGUUUCUUGA
Tetrahymena thermophila SB210 is the source of this 3192-nucleotide messenger RNA. RefSeq names its product tesmin TSO1-like CXC domain protein. Gene Ontology annotation, cellular component: nucleus. Gene Ontology annotation, biological process: regulation of DNA-templated transcription. The record is from RefSeq and is a predicted model, not a curated record. Lineage: Eukaryota; Ciliophora; Oligohymenophorea; Hymenostomatida; Tetrahymenidae. The transcript has 4 exons.